This is a messenger RNA of Cuscuta europaea, 1535 nucleotides long. Lineage: Eukaryota; Viridiplantae; Streptophyta; Magnoliopsida; Solanales; Convolvulaceae. The record is from the annotation of a GenBank genome assembly.
UAUAGUCCAUAAACAGUUAUGUGGUGACAGAAGCAAUACAAUACGAACGAACUUUCACAGUAGCAAUUCCACCAAUCACCAGUAACAGUGGAGCAGAGCUGCCUUUCCAAGAAACGCCUUCUUGGGAUAUUCCCACUGAAUGCGAACGAGUGCAAGAAGAACUUGGAAGUCUCCUCUUCGGAUUUUGAGGACGCUAUCUCACCUAUCUGACCUUUCUUAGUUUUGGAAGCCUCAAGUUUCUGGGUUUUGUACCCUCCCCUGAAUCAGUCUUUUGUGCCGAAAUGGAUGUAACUCGAUCUAACCCAGGAUUCCAAACAGAGAUAAAUUGGGACAAGCUUGAUAAAACAAAGUUUUAUCUGGUAGGAGCUGGAAUCUUUUCAGGGCUCACUGUUGCUCUAUAUCCUAUAUCAGUUGUUAAGACAAGAUUGCAGGUGGCUGACCAUAAUGCUGUGGAAAAGAAUGCUUUAUCCGUAAUCAGGGGAGUUUUAAGGACAGAUGGGAUUUCUGGUUUGUAUAGAGGGUUUGCUACAGUAGUUACAGGCACAAUUCCAGUCAGAGUUAUAUAUCUGACUGCACUGGAGAUGACCAAAGUAGCUGCUCUAAAGAUGACUGAGCCAUUCAAGUUUUCAGAACCUCUACAGGCAGCCAUUGCAAAUGGAGCUGGUGGAUUGAUAGCUUCACUCUGUUCACAGUCUGUUUUUGUCCCCAUUGAUGUGGUUAGUCAAAGGUUAAUGGUGCAAGGAUAUUCGGGCCAUGCUAGCUACAAUGGGGGGUUUGAUGUUGCUCGCAAAAUUCUGAAGUGUGAAGGCAUCCGUGGACUAUAUAGGGGAUUUGGUCUCUCUGUUAUGACAUAUGCUCCAUCAGGAGCUGUAUGGUGGGGAAGCUAUGGCUCAAGCCAGCGCUUCAUAUGGAGGCACUUGAUUGAUGGGAAUGAGCAGAGAGAAUUUGAUCCUAGCGAUGGGAUGAUAGUGGCAGUUCAAGCUGCUGGUGGAAUAGUUGCAGGUGCCACUGCAUCAUUGGUCACCACACCAUUUGACACCCUUAAGACACGCUUACAGGUAAAGGGACACGGAGACAACAAAGCUACUGCAAGGCAAGUUGUUAAAGAGCUUCUUUUAGAAGACGGAUGGACGGGAUUAUACAGAGGUCUGGGUCCGAGGUUUGUCAGCAUGUCGGCAUGGGGAACAUCUAUGGUACUAGCCUAUGAAUAUCUAAAGCGUCUGUGUGCAAAGAAUGAUUAGGUUCUCCCUGAACCAUUCACCGAGCGGCUUGCAUUUCGGAGCAUACAUAAAUUUUGCUAAUAGCACAACCUCUCACUGCUCGUACACACGGUGGAGUAGAUACCUUGUUUCAGGAAAUUGUAAUUUGAAUUUCAUAUUUUAGUUGACUGGGAAGCAAUGAUAUCCUCAGCUUGUUAAUCUGAUGACAAAUAGUUAGCGAUUCUUGCAGUUUAAUGAAUUUGAGUCUACAAUGGUUCCAUUCAAACAACUUUUUUUUGGAUAAUUGUUCUUUUGUUCUAAUCUACUAGAUUUUCU